CAGUAAAAAUCAAAUUAAUGCAAACUAUUCCUUCUAACAGGUUUUGUGGAAGCCAGAUGUCUGCAGGCUUGACGUCCAUGCAGUCAGUUUCAUCACCAAAUGCAACAUUUAUUCGUCCCUCCAGCUUUUACAUCAUUGGACUUUACAAUGUCCCACAUGCAAAGUACUUCUAUGUGUUUCUGUGCUUUGUGUAUAUAGUGACUGUGUUGGGGAAUUUGUUUAUAAUGGGCACCAUAUACCUGGCACGCAGCUUACACACUGCUAAGUAUAUAGCUGUCUUCAACUUGGCCUUGUCUGAUCUGUGUGGAAGCUCUGCUCUCAUUCCAAAGCUUCUGGACAUGUUUCUGUUUGAGAAUCAGUACAUAUCUUAUGAAGCCUGUCUAGCAAACAUGUUUUUUGUUUAUGUCUUUAUGACCCUGCAGUCUCUUACUCUGCUUGCUAUGGCCUAUGACAGGCUGAUUGCUAUAUGUUUUCCAUUAAGGUAUCAUGCAAUUGUCACCAACACUGCAAUGACUUUGAUUAUCUGUGCUAUGUGGAUUCUCUCUCUGAGUGUCAUUGCUCUGAUGGUAGCUCUAGUUACCAGAUUGUCCUUCUGUAGAUCCACUACAGUUGACAGCUAUUUCUGUGAUCAUGGCCUCUAUUACUUAGCCUGUAAUGAUUACUCCAUGAAUUCCAUUAUUGGCAAUGUCUGUACUGCUGUACUGCUUUACAUUCCAUUGAUAUUAAUAGCUCUCUCAUAUGUUUGUAUUGGUUUUGCAUUACAGAAGAUCUCACAUGGAGCUGAGCAAAUCAAAGCUAUGAAAACCUGCACCUCUCACGUCAUAUUAGUGGCCAUGUUUUAUCUACCAAUUAUUAGUGUUUAUACUGCAGCCUUUACAACUCCUAUAAGUGCAAAUAUCAGAAUAAUCAAUACUGCUUUGACACAAACCAUUCCACCCAUGUUAAACCCCAUCAUAUAUACACUAAAAACAGAGGAGGUAUUACAGUGUAUUAAAGUGAUCUACAAACAAACCAGGGUGAACUCUGCAGUGGAAAGAACCAUGAAAAAGACUGCAAGGAAUUGA
This is a messenger RNA of Colossoma macropomum (tambaqui), 1064 nucleotides long. RefSeq names its product olfactory receptor 1-like. Gene Ontology annotation, biological process: G protein-coupled receptor signaling pathway. The record is from RefSeq and is a predicted model, not a curated record. The transcript has a single exon. Gene Ontology annotation, cellular component: membrane. NCBI's taxonomy places the organism in Eukaryota, Metazoa, Chordata, Actinopteri, Characiformes, Serrasalmidae. Gene Ontology annotation, molecular function: G protein-coupled receptor activity; olfactory receptor activity. The coding region runs from base 18 to 1064 and encodes 348 amino acids.